Messenger RNA from Ophidiomyces ophidiicola, 1260 nucleotides. RefSeq names its product WD repeat-containing protein jip5 (gene JIP5). NCBI's taxonomy places the organism in Eukaryota, Fungi, Ascomycota, Eurotiomycetes, Onygenales, Onygenaceae. Gene Ontology annotation, molecular function: protein binding. The record is from RefSeq and is a predicted model, not a curated record. The coding region runs from base 1 to 1260 and encodes 419 amino acids. The transcript has 2 exons.
AUGUUCGAUACUGUCUGCAGUUAUCCUCUCAGCUCCGAUCUUUUUGCACAAGCGGUCCAUCCUACUGAACCACUGGUAUCCGUAGGGCUCUCGUCAGGCCACGUUCAGACGUUUCAUCUACCGCCCCCCUCGGAGAAUGGGAAGGCUGGAUAUGGGCAUAUAGACACUGUUUGGCAAACGAAGCGCCACAAGGGAAGCUGCCGGAGUGUAGCCUUUGGAAUUGAUGGCGAGAGCUUGUACUCCGCGGGUUCCGAUGGUUGGGUGAAAGCUGCGAGGACCGAAACUGGGAAGGUAGAGUGGAAGUUUGCGGUGCCAAGAGCUGGCGAUGGAUCGAGUUUACCUGUCGACAGCCCAUCGCUGAUUCACGCACUGUCUCCACAAACGUUACUUCUCGCAACCGACUCCGGGGCUUUACAUCUAUUUGACGCUCGCGAUCGCUCUACUGAAGUAUCUUCUCGGCCACAACAGACCCAUCAUCCACAUGACGAUUAUGUAUCUUCGUUGACACCCUUACCUCCUUCAGAAACAAGUACUUCUGGCUACAGCAAACAAUGGGUUACCACAGGUGGUACUACAAUCGCAGUCACAGAUCUACGCAGAGGGGUUCUAGUGCGAAGUGAAGAUCAAGGCGAGGAGCUCGUCAGCUCGGCCUAUGUAACUGGACUUAAAGCGGGAGGAACUAGCAAAGGGGAGAAACUAGUUGUUGGUGGAGCUAGUGGUGUGCUUACUCUCUGGGAAAAGGGUGCUUGGGAUGACCAAGAUGAGCGUAUCGUUGUUGAUCGUUCGAUUGACGGCGGCGAGAGCUUAGAGGUCAUUACAAACGUGCCCGAUAAUUUGGGGCAUGGAAAGAUCGUCGCAGUCGGCCUGGGUGAUGGGCACGUGCGAUUUGUGCAACUCGGGUCGAACAAAGUUAUAUCUGACCUAUCUCAUGAUGAUAUUGAAGGAGUUGUGGGCCUGGGGUUUGAUGUGCAAGGGAGGAUGAUUAGCGGUGGUGGCACUGUUGUGAAGGUAUGGCAUGAAGCUGUCAGUGAGGAGGAAGACAGCGAGGAGGAAUCAGACGAUGAAGUUGCUCAGAAUGGACAGCUUCCUGGGUCGAAGCGUAAAGUUCAGAACGGCAAGGACAGUGAUGAUGAUGAAGAUGACGAUAGCAGCGAGGAAAUGAACAAAAGGGAGAAAACGAAGCGCAAGAAGAGAAAGAGAGGCAAGGGAAAGGAUACGUCUAACGGCGUGCAUGUCAUGGCAUUCAACGACUUGGAUUAG